Molecule: messenger RNA, 1617 nt
Organism: Pecten maximus
Lineage: Eukaryota; Metazoa; Mollusca; Bivalvia; Pectinida; Pectinidae
Product: beta-1,3-galactosyltransferase 1-like
Exons: 2
Coding region: 44-1063 (339 amino acids)
Cellular component (GO): membrane
Molecular function (GO): hexosyltransferase activity
Source: RefSeq, a predicted model, not a curated record
GCGCACAGGUUACUUACUGUCCAUUGGAACUAAAACAAGAAAAAUGGAGAACGAUCGUCUGCCGACAGUAAAACUUACCAAACGGAAGAUGGUCCAUUACUGGAUUGGGAUGUUCAUUCUUGCUGCUGUUGCCUACAUUCUGCUAUCAAUGGUUCUAACAGAUAUCGCCCAUUUCAAACUUAUUUCUAAACAGCCUCCAUUUUCUAUAUUAAAGGAACCAAAGGAAUUACUUCAUUUCCAAACACAACACAGUACAGACGAUCGACUACCAUUCAUCAUUCGAGAAGAUGACACAUGCAGUAAGGGGCGUGAAGAAACGUUCUUACUUAUUGCAGUCUGUGUUUCCUCGUCUGGUUUUAAACAACGCGAUGCUAUUCGGAACACCUGGGGAUCAAUCGUGCAUAAUAACAAUAAAGUGAAGCUCAUUUUUAUCAUAGGAAACCCGAACGAUACGACAAUUCAACGCGCCAUUUUAAAUGAGAGCAAGCAUUAUCACGAUAUUGUUCAAGAUAACUUUGUGGAUUCAUAUAGAAAUCUUACCUUGAAAUCUAUAUUUAUGUUAAAGUGGACAAGUAAAUUUUGUGUAAAGACAAGUUAUCUUUUAAAGGUUGAUGACGAUAUGUUUGUAAAUGUACCGUACCUUAUCGACUACUUAAACGCCACUCAGAUACGUAAUGCUGUGAUAGGACAAAGAAUCGCGGCAUCAAACCCGAUUCGCAACAAAACUUCAAAAUGGUACACCUCAGAGCAAAUGUAUCGUGACAGGUUUUACCCAUACUACACCAGUGGAACGAGCUACGUCAUUUCCGGUGAUAUUUUGACCAAGUUAUACGAAUCAACAUUCCUCGAACCGUUCUUUUGGCUUGAAGAUGUUUACAUAACUGGUUUAUGCAGAAAAAGGAUAAAAGCUAAUAUCAUUGACAAUUGGGAUUUCUCGUGUCUGUAUCGCCCCCCUCGAGGAUGUUCGUACAAACAUGCAAUAUCUGGUCACAGGAAUACCCCAGAGGAAAUCAUUCAGAUUUGGCUGGAGUUUAACAAUCCAUACAUAAACUGUAGCUCCUAGAUGGCACUGAUGGCAUGGAAUCACCGUCUAUUUAGGAGAUAGCAUGUCUCCUGUAUGGGCGGCGGAAAUAGCAAAAAACCAAAUCAAUGUGAAAAUGAAAACCAAUAGACAAAUCAACAUAUGUUGUGGAAUAAUUAAUGUUAAAACCAAACAAAUACACAUGAAAACUAAACCAAUAGAUACAAAUCCGAAAUAAUUGAUAAACGGAAAUCAAGACACGGUUGCAGUACAAUCAGGAAAUCUAAACCAAUGAACUCACAAUAUGCCUUAUCACAGUAUGCAGUAAUGUCAGGGACCAUGUUUCCACGAGUAGUACUCUCCACUGUCGGAUUUUUCUUCGUCUCGUGUUCUUUUAAAUAAACACGACCCAUUAGAUAUUUAAAUAAUCCAAUAUUGAAACGUUCUCCUAAAUGUUCAAAACAUGUUACCAUUAGGAAUAACGCCAGUUAUGGAAUAGGCCCAGAACCAAUGUUUCAAUGACCUCAUGAAUGUUUAAAAAUAAAUUUCAUUCCUUAAAUAAAGCUUACAGAUAUGGCUGCAUUUUUUUUUUUUUU